AUGCACUCGGCUGCUAUUUUCACAAUUCUAAUGUUCUACACAUGGCCACCAAAAUCACGAUUUCACCAAUCCUCAGUAGUGAGAAUGUUUGCAAGGAGAUUCAUGAUUCCUGGGGAAGCCUAAACCAUUUGGUUCCAUCUCUUGCUAGUCUGUCCGGGCUCCAACGCAAACAGAUCAGAGAAGAAUACAUGACAAUGUAUGGGGAAGACCUCCUUUUGCAUCUCAGAAACACUCACAGAAAUCAGACAGAGGUUUCAGCAGAGAUCUGUGCAGCUGCAGCCUUGUCCAUGCUGAUCCUUAACCCCAAUGAGCGCGACGCCAUCGUGUCUAGAGAAGCACUGGAGCAGAGUGACAUCAACUACAAGGCUCUCAUUGAAAUUUUCGUGGGUCGAAAAUCAAGCCAUGUAGCCCUCAUCCAACAAGCUUAUCAGACUAGAUUUAGGAGGCUGUUGGACCAAGACAUUAUCACCAUUGAACCUCCCAACCCAUACAAAAAGAUACUGAUGGCAUUGGCUGCAUCACACAAAGCCCACCAUGCAGAUGUUAGCCAACAUAUUGCCAAGUGUGAUGCUAGGAGGCUCUAUCAAACAGGGGAGGGAAGAUCAGGUGCUGUUGAUGAAUCUGUUGUGCUAGAAAUUCUCAGCAAGAGGAGCAUUUCACAGCUCAAGCAGACAUUUUCUUGUUAUAAGCUUAUCUAUGGGCAUAACUAUACAAAGUCAUUCAAGACUGAUAACCAUGGGGAAUUUGGAGAAGCGUUGAAAACAGUUGUGAAAUGCAUAUACAAUCCACCUAAAUACUAUGCUAAGGUAAUCAACAUUGUAUGCAAGUUUAAAGGGCAAAACUACCGAUAAGGGUGCGUUGGCACGGGUGAUGGUGAGCAGAGCUGAGGUUGAUAUGGAUGAAAUUCAAAGGGUUUUCAGGAAGAAAUAUGGGAUCGAGCUGAAAGAUGCCAUAUGUGAGAACAUUCCAUCAGGGGAUUACAGAGAUUUUCUGGUUGCCUUAGCCACAAAAACUACUAAUCUUGCAUGACAUGUCAUACUCAACUACUUCGUAAAACAUUGUUGCUAUAUGUUUUUAAAGCUGUACUGCUAACCAAUACUACCAAGGUGUAGUGUGCUUAUGAGAUCAAAAUAU
Messenger RNA from Ilex paraguariensis (yerba mate), 1134 nucleotides. NCBI's taxonomy places the organism in Eukaryota, Viridiplantae, Streptophyta, Magnoliopsida, Aquifoliales, Aquifoliaceae. The record is from the annotation of a GenBank genome assembly.